This is a messenger RNA of Cyphomyrmex costatus, 1235 nucleotides long. RefSeq names its product alpha-tocopherol transfer protein-like. Gene Ontology annotation, cellular component: membrane. Gene Ontology annotation, molecular function: phosphatidylinositol bisphosphate binding. The record is from RefSeq and is a predicted model, not a curated record. NCBI's taxonomy places the organism in Eukaryota, Metazoa, Arthropoda, Insecta, Hymenoptera, Formicidae. The transcript has 5 exons. Bases 137 to 1066 code for a protein of 309 amino acids.
UUGAUGCCGCUCGGAUCGUCUGGAACGCCGAACAUCAGUGAUUGAUUUCGUGUUCAAACGUUUCGAAAGUUUCGGGUUCUUCUAUCUUCAAGUUACGUGCCUGCUAGCUGAUAGUGCGGAAAUUACCCAGCACAUCAUGGCACCAUUGUUAGAAAAAAUCAUGUUAUCGGACCUUAGUGAAGUGCCGUUCAUAAAAAUUGGCGACUUUAAGCUCGAAUUCGAGUUCGGUCCUCCUAGUCCAGAAUUGCAAGAAGUAGCCAAGAAGGAAUUGAGAGAGUCUCCCGAGAUACAAAAACAGUCGAUGGCACGUCUACAAGAAUUAUUAAAAGCUGAAAAAAGUCUGAAAUGUCCGUUGGACAAUGAAGCUUGGUUGAUUAGAUUUCUGAGGCCAUGCAAGUAUUAUCCCGAAUCGUCUUUCGAUCUCAUCAAACACUAUUACAACUUCAAGGUGAAGCAUGCGAAUGUGUACGACAACUUAAAGCCAAGUAAAGAGAAAAAUGUCUUUGAGCAAAACAUCUUAACCGUGUUGCCAAAUCGCGAUCAGUACGGCCGACGUAUGCUGAUAAUCGAACUCGGCAAGAAAUGGAAACACAACAAGUGCAGCCUCGACGAAAUUUAUAAAGGAUGUGUAUUGUAUUUGGAAGCGGCCAUGAUGGAGCCAAGCACACAAAUUGCUGGUGCGAUUGUCGUCUUUGACAUGGAUGGUCUUACUCUCCAGCAAACUUGGCAGUUUACCCCACCGUUUGCCAAAAGAAUAGUCGAUCUGCUUCAGGAGGCAAUGCCUGUGAGGGUAAAAAAUAUACACAUAGUGAAUCAGCCGUAUGUAUUCAACAUGGUGUUCGCCCUGUUCAAACCGUUCUUGAAAGAGAAGUUGAAAAGCAGAAUAAUUUUUCACGGCACCGACCGCAAAUCAUUACAUCAAUAUGUAUCGCCGAAAUGUCUACCAGCUCAAUACGGUGGUACUUUAGAAAUGCAAACGAUAAAAGGAGCCGAAUGGUACUCUUUGUUGAUACAGGUCGACAAGGAAUACGAAGUUAUUAGUUCGUACGGCUAUAAAAAAACAUAGUUCUUCAAUUACUAACCGUGCAGCAACAAAAAAUAGAUAUUUGGAUUAAAUACGAAGAAACAAUUAUAAAAUGCGACAUUUCCGAGAAAAAAAAAUAGAUUUAAUAUCAAUUACGACAAUCAUGAAUCGUUUUUAUACGUACAUUCACUCGUCGAAAUGUUGUCUUCAC